AUGCGGGUGGAGUCGGCCGACAAUUGUGCCGAGGCACGAAAGCCCAAUCUGGUGGUGAUCAUGGCCGACGACCUGGGGGCCAAGGAACUGGGGUGCUACGGGAACGCCGACCACGAAACGCCGCGGCUCGAUGCGAUGGCGGCCGAGGGAAUUCGCUUUCGGACUUGUUAUUCGGCUCCGGUUUGUUCGCCCACGCGGGUGAUGAUCAUGACGGGGCGGUACGGCUUCCGCACCGGGUGGAAUAAUUUUCUCUUGAGGGCUUAUGCCCCGAGGGAGGAUUCGCCGCUGUUCGACCUUGGUUCGGCACAGCUUACUUUCGCCGACAUGUUGAAGGAGCAGGGCUACGCUACGGCGCUGGCGGGCAAGUGGCAGCUCUCGGGCAAGGUGCCCACGCUGAUUCACGAUUGUGGGUUCGAUGAAUAUUGCAUCUGGGCGUACGACCAUAAUCUGCCCGAGGGGGUGAAGCAUACCGGCGGGCGUGAAGGUCGAAAGAAGACUGCCCGCUAUUGGCAUCCUUCGAUCAUGCAGAACGGGAAGUACGUUCCGACCACUCCCGAAGAUUACGGCCCCAACAUGUUGGCCGAUUUCAUUGCCGACUUCAUGAAGCGACACAGGGAUGAACCGUUCUGUGUGUACUACCCCAUGCUGCUGACGCAUGAGCCGUGGGAUCGUACGCCGAUGAUUGGCAAGCCGGGGAAGAAGACUCCGAAAGGGUUGAAGUACAACGUGGAGUACAUGGACCACAUCGUGGGUCGCGUGCUCGAUUCGAUCGACGAACUGGGACUGCGUGACGAUACGGUCGUGAUCUUCACGGGCGACAAUGGCACGGGCAAGUCGGGCAAGAACACGCCUACUGAGUUGGGUGCCAGGGUUCCGCUCAUCGUUUCGGCACCCGGCCGUUUUGCGAAAGGUGUGGUGAGCGACGAACUGGUGGAUCUGUCGGACAUCUUGCCGACGUUGGUCGACCUGGCCGGCGGGAGUAUUCCCAGUGAUCACAUUGUUGACGGGCAUAGUCUCGUGCCGACAUUGGAAGGCGAGCCGGGAGAACACCGCGAGUGGAUUUUCAGCUUCUUGGGCAACAAACAGAUUCUCCGCGACAAGCGAUGGUUGCUGGAAGGCGAUGGCACAUUCUUCGACUGUGGUACCAGCCGCAACGGCGCCGGGUACAAAGACGUGUCUGGGAGUAACGACCCCGAGGUGGUGGCGGCCAGGAAACGCUUUGAUGAAAUCCUGGAAGGUAUGCCGGUCCCGAAAGAUGAUGACCCGGAAUUGGUGCCGCCGAAGUAG
Molecule: messenger RNA, 1287 nt
Organism: Cladocopium goreaui
Lineage: Eukaryota; Dinophyceae; Suessiales; Symbiodiniaceae
Source: the annotation of a GenBank genome assembly